UCUACGGAUCUUUUUCCUAAUUUAAAUCUGAAUUUAUUAUUUAUUUAUUCCUUGGAGAUAAGUGGCAUGACACAGCAGCUCUUCGAUAUCUCCGAUAAAUAGAGACCGUAGUGAGCUCCCAAAGGCUAUAACUCACGAGCCUCCCCAGAAACCUCAAAUACCGAUCCAUUUCCCGGCGAUAAUCGACGAUCUAGAUCCGAUGGCGAAGGAACCAGUUCGCGUUCUCGUUACCGGUGCUGCAGGACAAAUUGGAUACGCUCUUGUCCCUAUGAUUGCGAGAGGUAUCAUGCUUGGUGCUGACCAGCCUGUGAUCCUCCACAUGUUGGAUAUUCCUCCUGCUGCUGAAGCACUCAACGGUGUCAAGAUGGAGUUGAUCGAUGCUGCUUUCCCCCUUCUCAAAGGUGUUGUUGCUACAACUGAUGCCGUUGAGGGAUGCACUGGAGUCAACGUUGCUGUUAUGGUUGGUGGUUUCCCGAGGAAAGAAGGAAUGGAGAGGAAGGAUGUUAUGACCAAGAACGUCUCCAUUUACAAGUCUCAGGCUACUGCUUUGGAGAAGCAUGCCGCUCCAAACUGCAAGGUUCUUGUUGUUGCAAACCCUGCAAACACCAACGCAUUGAUCCUGAAGGAAUUUGCACCAUCCAUCCCUGAGAAGAACAUUACCUGUCUGACAAGGCUUGACCACAACAGGGCCUUGGGUCAGAUCUCCGAGAGGUUGAGCGUGCCCGUGUCUGAUGUUAAGAACGUGAUCAUCUGGGGAAACCACUCAUCCUCACAGUACCCAGAUGUCAACCACGCUAAGGUGCAGACAUCGGCUGGAGAGAAGCCAGUCCGUGAGCUCGUCAAGAACGAUGAAUACUUGAAUGGAGAAUUCAUCACCACCGUUCAGCAACGUGGAGCUGCUAUCAUCAAGGCGAGGAAGUUGUCAAGUGCACUUUCUGCUGCUAGCUCUGCUUGUGACCACAUCCGUGACUGGGUCCUUGGAACUCCAGAGGGUACAUUUGUUUCAAUGGGAGUAUACUCCGAUGGUUCUUACGACGUUCCAGCUGGACUUAUCUACUCUUUCCCUGUCACUUGCCGCAAUGGAGAGUGGAGUAUUGUCCAAGGGCUUCCGAUCGAUGAAAUGUCAAGGAAGAAGAUGGAUUUGACAGCAGAGGAGCUGAAGGAAGAGAAGGACUUGGCCUACUCAUGCCUCUCUUAAACAACCAAUACUCUUCUUCUGAAGCCAUUUUUCAUCUAUCAGGUGUGAGGUGUGAGAUCAUCAUAGCUGUUAGGGCUGUGUCUGAAUAAGAUCUCCAAACACUGUUUUGUAACCUCUUUGUGGGUUUGUCUUCGUAUUGAGCAUUGUCCCUGGUUUGUUUCUAAACCAGGAUAUCGUUUACUCUGGUUCAUGUGUCUUGUAUGGUUUUAUCCAUAAUAAUUUUUU
Molecule: messenger RNA, 1423 nt
Organism: Brassica napus (rape)
Lineage: Eukaryota; Viridiplantae; Streptophyta; Magnoliopsida; Brassicales; Brassicaceae
Product: malate dehydrogenase 1, cytoplasmic
Exons: 6
Coding region: 200-1198 (332 amino acids)
Biological process (GO): malate metabolic process; oxaloacetate metabolic process; tricarboxylic acid cycle
Molecular function (GO): L-malate dehydrogenase (NAD+) activity
Source: RefSeq, a predicted model, not a curated record